AAGAGGCACAUACAUAAUAUUAAUUAAUGAAUCAAACAUUAAACUAAAAACGACGAACUCCUGUUCCCUUUUAUAAAAGACGAUAAACAGACUGAAAUUCGGGGAAGCCCCGAGACAAAGAUAAAAGAAGUUAUCAAUACAUAGAUAAGAAAAAGACUAUUUUAGAAUACAUUAAAACCUUCACAACCGUAUCAUACAUCCUGAAUGAACUGUUAUGUUUUAUUCUUCAGCUUCCUGCACUGAAACAAAUUCUUUGACAAGAACUACUGUAGUAAAGUAAGUCUUAUUUUUUAAACUUACAUUAGUAAGAAAGGAAAUUACUUGAUUUUAAUAUAUAUAUAUACAUAUAUCUACUUCAAGCCUAAAUAAUGGGUCAAAAUGUAAGUGUUGUAAGGGAAUCACAAGUGGAUCAUGGCUGUUAUAAAGCAUAUAAAUUCGAAUAUAAAUGGACUCUUCAGAAUUUUAAAAUUCUUGUAACAAAAACCGCAGUUGGUUCCAGUACAGUUAGUUCAGCUCUUGGUUUAAAAGUAGGGGACAAAACUAACUCAUUUAACUUGAUUCUCUAUUCUCAUGGUUACAAUGAGAGAGUGAAGGAUUAUUUGUCUGUUUACUUAAAGAAGAAUUCAACCGAUGAGAUGCUUAUCCAGUUCUCAUGUGCAAUACUUGACAGUAACAGCAGAGAACUGAAUGCAAAAUGCAUUAAACAGAAAAUAAGCAUUGAAUCUCAUCUCGGCUGGAUGGCAUUUUGUCGAAGAGAUUUUCUUUUAGAUGAUAAAAACAAAAUUCUUCUCGAUGGAACUUUAAAUUUGAAUUGUGUCUUAGAAAUCUUUGAAAACAAAGCAAUUAUGAAUGUUGAAAUAGAAGAUAAUGACCCAUACAUGAAUAAAUCACAGUUAAAAAUGUUUCAAGACAUGAACCAACUACUUUUGGAAGGACAUUUUUCUGAUGUUACUUUAAAAGUAGAUGGCAAAAAUUUUCCUGCUCAUAAAGCUAUUUUAAGCGCAAGAUCUGCUGUUUUCAAAACAAUGAUGAAAUCUCAACUGGGAGCAAAUUCGAAGGAAAUAAAUAUUCUGGAUAUUAAAGCAGACGCUGUCAAAGAAAUGUUGCAAUAUAUUUAUUCCGGUGAAAUUGGAUAUAUUGAUGUUCAGAUGGCGCAGGAACUUUAUUAUGCUGCGGAUAAAUAUGAAUUAUGUGAUUUGAAAAAAAUGUGCAACAAAAUCAUGGUGUGUAACCUGGAUAUAAGCAAUGCCAUUAAUAUACUUCUUCUGGGACACAAACAUUCUGAUGACGACCUUAAAUAUACUACUAUAGAAUUCAUUGCUAAAAAUGCACCAGAAAUUCAAGAAAAAGAAGAAUGGAUGUUGCUAAUGAAAAAUUUCUCUGAAUUAGCAAAUAUGGUGUUUAAGCACCUUUCAAAAAAACCUUAGGAGAUGAAACAUGGCUGAACAUGCAGAUGAUGAGAAAAAAACAUGACGAUGUAUUUCAGUGCCAAGCAGUUUCUGAAUUCUCAAAUCUUUGAGCUGUGAAAUACUUGACUUGACAGCACCUACUAAAGUUAUCCUGUUUCAUAUAUAUAUAAUAUAUAUAUGUAUAUAUAUAUAUUCCUCCUAUGCUAAAAACAUAGAUGUGAAUUAUAUACUGAGUUAGUAUAUUAUAAAUAUAUGUUAGUUAGAUAUUCUAUUAUUUUUACAAAUUUCAAAAUGACCUACAUAAAAUAAA
Molecule: messenger RNA, 1719 nt
Organism: Argiope bruennichi
Lineage: Eukaryota; Metazoa; Arthropoda; Arachnida; Araneae; Araneidae
Product: speckle-type POZ protein B-like
Exons: 1
Coding region: 369-1427 (352 amino acids)
Biological process (GO): proteasome-mediated ubiquitin-dependent protein catabolic process; regulation of proteolysis
Cellular component (GO): cytoplasm
Molecular function (GO): ubiquitin protein ligase binding
Source: RefSeq, a predicted model, not a curated record